This is a messenger RNA of Manihot esculenta (cassava), 2010 nucleotides long. RefSeq lists its product as uncharacterized. The coding region runs from base 40 to 1668 and encodes 542 amino acids. Gene Ontology annotation, biological process: xanthophyll cycle. The transcript is spliced from 2 exons. NCBI's taxonomy places the organism in Eukaryota, Viridiplantae, Streptophyta, Magnoliopsida, Malpighiales, Euphorbiaceae. Gene Ontology annotation, molecular function: violaxanthin de-epoxidase activity. The record is from RefSeq and is a predicted model, not a curated record.
GGAACGCCGUCGAUCCACUAUCCACAGCAAUACGUAAACAUGUCUCUGGAAACAACCUCACUGCUCAAUCUCAAAGCCGGUUUCCCGUCGAAUCGGCGGUUGGCUGCCUCAGUUCAUUCAUUUCCUCCGACUUGCUACCACCGACAUCCAGCUCCGUUGCUAAAGUCAUUAUCAUUGUCUUUUCGCGCCAAUAAUGUUAAUCGUCAAGGAACUAAAAUUCCUGCGGUUUUGGAGACUGAAAACGCGGUGACGGAGGAGCAGUCUAAACCGCCUGUAAAAAUAGUUGCCGUUGUCGGCAAUGGAAGCCUCAGCCCGCUGAAGAGCGCUCCUUGGGAGGAGGUCAUGCUCCACACUGCAAAAAGGUUGAAAUGGGUUGAUGAAGGGUAUCAAAUGAUUGUAUUCACCGAUAAUGUAUGUCAAUGUAAUGACAAAACUAAGUAUCUGGAAAAGGAAUUGAGUCAUGCAGAUGUAUUGCUGAUAGUUGCCGUUUCAAAUCAAGAAUCAGUGAAGUGGAUCCAAAUGAAUAGCCAAACGGUUCCUAAUAUAAUUUGUUUUGACUCAUCUCCAAAUCUGGAAAACAAACUUGGAGGAUCAUAUGUUCAGAAUGAAAUCAAUGGGACCUUAUGUGGGAAAAUUAUUGGAGUUUCUCUGCCUAAUAAAAUCAAAGAAUCAUUGCAAGUGGUGAAAACUGUAUCUGAAGCAUGGGACCGGCAUAAUGCAGAUGACAUAAGAUUUUGUUUGCUGGUCAUAAUCAAUGCAUAUAUCAGACCAGUACCAAUCCUGAAGAACCUGAGAUCAAAGGGUUUUUCUACCCUGAAUUGCAUGGUUAAGAACUGUGGACCUCAGAUAGUAAACUGCCUAUUGGAUCCUAAUUGCAGGAAAGCACUACAAUGCUUGAACAACUGCAGCCCCGUUGAUCAGGUGUGUAAUUAUCGAUGUAUUGCCUCUUAUGAAAGUCCAAAUCUAGAGGCAUUCUCUCUCUGUGUGUUGCAGAAGAACAAUUGUCUUGAAUUGGAUGCAAGGAUCCCUGAGAGGCCUUAUGUUCCUCCCAUGGUUAAGUUCCGAGGGGAGGAGUUGUGCCAUGAAACUGCCGAGGAUCUUUUUGUGGGUUGGUUGGGAACUCUGGAUUGGAGUUGGCGUGUUGUGGCGGGACAGAAUCCAGCAUAUGAUCAAUUUCCAUGCCAGUACCAGUUGUUCUACAGGGGAAAGGCGAAAGGAUCAUUCUGGUACGAGCCAGUUUUCCAGGUUCAGACACUGGAGGGAAGAAUGGUUUGGAGGAGACGAAAGUAUCGUGUGAAGAGAGGCAAAGUUCCAGGAACAUUUCACUUCAGUGUGUUGGAUAAUGGUGUCGUUUCAAAUGAGUUUUGGACAACUGUGGAUGUGUCUGAUGAUUUUAGCUGGGGUUUGUUUCACUAUAGUGGUGCUGCUCGAGCUGCAGGACAGUCAUAUACAGGGGCUGUGCUUGUGAGUCCAGAUGGAGCAUACCCAAAUGAAAAGGAGAGAGAGAGAAUGGUUUCUGCCUUGGACAAGUGUGGAAUCAAAGAAUGGGAGCUAUUUACAGUUGACAAUUGUUCAUGCCAAGGGCCUCCACUGGGAAUUCCAGAGGGCUCAAGUUUGCAUUGCAAGGUUGCUCCUGGAGAGGAGAAAAGGAAAUGGGCAACCUUGUAAUGUUUCAGAGGAAUUAGAUGAUGGAUUGGUGAACUUCCAAGUGCAGCAUGAACAGAUAGAUUAGCAGCAAAUUUGUCCAUAUAGAGGUGAGUAUACACUGGUAAAAGGACAAGAAAAGCUUAAUUUUGCUCUUUUUGUUAAAAUUAAGAAAGAGAAAAAUUAAUGAUAUAUGAAUUCUAUUCUGCAAUUAUUACAAAUUCAUGUAUUUCUUCAUAUAGCUUUUGAAAGAUUUUUGUUGAAAUUAAUUCAAAGGUUUCUCUAGAUUUGGUCUUGAAGUGGUACAACUCGUAAUUAUCUCUAUGUUAAUAUUUUAUCUCAAUGUAGUGCAUGAUUUUGUUCUGC